CUUCCUGUGACCGUGCUUGGGACAAGUGGUUUCAGCAAGUGUAUGUGUGCUUAUGCAGAUAACAAAUCAAACCAGAAUGUCAAUAUAUGCUUAACACAGUCAUUAAAAAGAGUAUCAGCAGUGUGUUUGGGACAAUACCAUCCUGAAACACCCCCAACCUGUACACGCUACAUAUGAGUUCACACUGUACCUUCUGUCCCUCAGGCCUCAGAACCACUCACACUUAAUCUUGUGUAAGUAAUUAUUCUGCACGGUAGGGCUUUUCAUUCUUUCCACCGUUCCUGUGAAGCAAAUCACGAGCCUUCUCUCUCCCCGCUAUCUUCCACCCCCGAUGACACGGCCGGCUCCGCGGCCGAGUCCGCCUCCACGUGCAGCUAGGGGUUUACAGAAUGAGACGGAGUGGCCAUUCACCUUUUUGUGAGCGCUUUCUUGCUGAGCUCUGCUCACUGGAGCGGACCGGGCCUCACGUGGCAUUUCGGUCAUCGUGCGCCAGUGACUUAACCCCCUCGCCAUAACUCCCUCGCUGAAGCAUCUAUCCUAAAACACAGACACAUUGGUUUUGCUUCAAAUACCUGCAGUGUCUUUUACGGCAGAAUAAAACUCAGAGAGAAAAGUUUGUUCCAGUAGCGCGCUAGGAGUUCCCACGAAAAGAUGCGUCGAUGAGGUGAAACCAGAUCUCCGGAACGUCAGCGUGUGGCAGAUGGAGAACUACUGUGUGCAUGGGGAAUGGGGCUGAGCUCCAUCAGUGGGUGCUGCUUGCUUCACUGUGCCUUCUCACAUUGUCUGCUACGUUCUUUUUCCUUUUUUUUUUUGAAUGCGGCGUUAUAUAAGGAGGCCUUUCCACAGUAAAGGGAUCAUCCUCUCUUUUCUCCAGUGCUUUGAUCUCCCACUCUACAUUCCACAUACGAGGCUUCUCACCCUGAUGGAAGGCUCCCGGGAGGCUUUGUUUACUGCUGCACCCCCCAAAUGUGGGGUUUGGAUUUGCAAAAAGCAACCUGUAUUCCAAAAAUAUCUGGGCUAUUUUAGAGCAGCGCAGUUCUGACUGGAUAAUUUAGAAUAUAAAUAAUAACACCGAACGGUAAAUAGAUCCCUAGACAUUGUUUCUGUGGUUUGUGAUGUACCACAGUGAGGAGCAGUUGAAUCUUGUGUGCUUGGUUAUUGGGAUGUAGUGGCAACACUGUAAGGAAUAGCACUGAACAAAGAUGACACACAGUGCCUCCACGAUUUUUUGUGACCGCAGAUUCAGUGUUGUGUUGGGGGUAUUCCAGUGGUAGCGAAUCCAGAGUCAUUGUGUGCGUUUUGGUGGGGAAACCUCACCGAGUCAGCAGCAGCAGCAGCAGCAGCAGAUCACGUGAUGCUGUUGCUAUGGCGUUCCAGUGUUCCUGGAGAGAGCUGCAUCGAUGGGGAGAGAUGCAAUUAUUCUCAGCUGUCCACCAGAGAAAAUAGCAGACUCCCCAAAAACACAGGGACCCCUUCCGCUAUAAAUAGCCGGACGAAAUCUCUCAGUUGGGAAUCCACAUAAUGAACAGGCACCGAUUCCAGAUCUUAGCCUGUAACAAGCAUGAAAGUACAGAGGGAAUGAAAGGACAAACCCACGCAUCUAAUGGACACGAGAAAGUACAAGAUGCAGAUUUUUCCACUUCUGUGUUAGUCACGAUUUGGCAAGCUUUAUCUUUAUUAAAAAAAGAAAAAAAAAAAUCAAAAAUGCAAUAAAAUGAUGAAGCAUCAGCAAAGCUAUAUAAUGAUUUCUUUUCAAUUACAAGCAGGAAAAAAAUUUCUGUACAUAUAAAGGGGGUUGCCAUUGUGGGUCAGUGAAGGGAAAGGGGGAUCCUGAGCUUGCCUUACAUAAGUAAGUAGGGGGACUUCCUCCAUUAUCCAUCACAUCGUCCUUUGCGGUUCACGCAUAGCUGUGGCUGGCAGGCUGGCGGGGGAUGGGAGAGCUGCAGCAUAGCGCUUGUUAGAACGAGGCUAAUCCAGGCGAGGAAGCCCCCCCUUCUGCCAGCGGAGACGCGCGGACUCCCUCCCUCCCUCUCUCUCUCUCUCUCUCUCAGUCCUUCUCCAACCGUCGCUCCUGCUUCGAUUCCCAGCUCCUUCGUCUUCACCGGCCCUCUCGCUGCAGCACGGCCCUGCCGCGGACAUGGAUGGCAGCAGGGAGCUGAAUGCGUACGGCUGCUUUGCGCGCCACUGAUCUUUGGAGCGGACAGGAGCGGAGGAAGGGGGGGGUGGCAGUGUAACGCAAGGAAUUCCAUCCACGGGAUCUCGUCCUCUGCUUUUUGUUCCUGCAAGGAGAGCUGCAGGCUUUUGCUACAACGGGGUCCAAAAUGCCUGAGGCAAACUACCUGCUCUCGGUGUCCUGGGGUUACAUUAAGUUCAAAAGAAUGCUGAACCGGGAGCUGACGCAUCUGUCGGAGAUGAGCCGCUCCGGCAACCAGGUGUCCGAGUUCAUCUCCAACACCUUCCUCGACAAGCAGAAUGACGUGGAAAUCCCAUCCCCUACGCCCAAGACCCGGGAGAAGAAGAAGAAGCAGCAGCUGAUGACGCAGAUCAGCGGGGUCAAGAAGGUGACACAUGGACCGAACCUCUCCAACUGCAGUGUCUACCGCUUUGGGGUCAAGACUGAUAAAGAGGACCUCCUCUCCAAGGAGCUGGAGGACCUCAACAAGUGGGGCCUCAACAUUUUUACUGUGUCCGAAUAUUCCCAGAGCAGACCGCUAACCUGCAUCAUGUAUGCCAUAUUUCAGGAAAGAGACUUGUUGAAGACGUUCAAGAUACCUGCAGACACGUUUGUGACGUACAUGAUGACGUUAGAGGACCACUACCACGCAGACGUGGGCUACCACAACAGCCUGCAUGCUGCUGAUGUGGCUCAGUCCACCCACAUUUUACUGUCUACACCUGCUCUGGAUGCUGUAUUUUCUGACCUUGAGAUCCUUGCUGCAAUAUUUGCUGCUGCAAUUCAUGACGUGGACCACCCUGGAGUCUCUAACCAGUUUUUAAUCAACACCAACUCUGAGCUGGCCCUCAUGUACAACGAUGAGUCAGUACUGGAGAACCACCACCUUGCUGUAGGCUUCAAGCUGCUGCAAGAGGAGAACUGUGACAUCUUCCAGAACCUGAGCAAAAAGCAGCGUCAGUCCCUCAGGAAGAUGGUCAUUGACAUGGUGCUGGCAACUGACAUGUCCAAGCACAUGAGCCUGCUUGCAGAUCUGAAGACCAUGGUAGAGACUAAGAAGGUGACAAGUUCUGGAGUGUUGUUACUGGACAACUACACAGACAGGAUACAGGUUCUCCGCAACAUGGUACACUGUGCAGACCUCAGCAACCCCACCAAGUCUCUGGAGCUGUACCGGCAGUGGACGGAUCGUAUCAUGGAGGAGUUCUUCCACCAGGGAGACAAGGAGCGCGAGAGGGGCAUGGAGAUUAGCCCCAUGUGCGACAAGCACACUGCUUCUGUGGAGAAAUCCCAGGUGGGCUUCAUAGACUACAUCGUGCAUCCACUGUGGGAGACGUGGGCGGAUCUGGUGCACCCGGAUGCACAGGACAUUCUGGACACGCUUGAGGACAACAGGAACUGGUACCAGAGUAUGAUCCCACAGAGCCCGUCUCCACCCUACGAGCCAAGCAAGGACAGCCACGGUGGUGGCGACAAGUUCCAGUUCGAGCUUACAUUAGAGGAGGAAGACUCAGAGGGCACGGAGAAGGAUGAGCACAGCCAGUGCGAUGACAGCACAGGCGAGGCACACUCCCCACUCGACUUCUUCGACAGCCAGGAUACCGAGGAGCCCACAGAGCCCACGCACAUCGAGAUCAUCACGCAGGAUGCCUCGCCUGUGGACACAUAGGCCCCCGUCCUAGAGAAACCACCUCCACAGAGGGGCUUGGCAUUCGCAGAUUUUUUUUUGUUUUGCCAGGAGAAAUCCUGUAGUCCUGCUUAGAUUAGCCUCGGGGCUGACUUUUGGCCACAGAUGGCCAGGCCUCCAGUGCACCUGCUUUUGGAGCCAGACGUUCAGAGGUUGGAUGUUUUUGUCCUAAACGUUGAUGGAGCUUUCAGGUAAACGCCGAUUUGACUUGCCAUGCGAAGACGUGAAGGAUUUUGGCCGGCUGGGAACGCACACUGGUCAGGCACCAUGGCACAGGCACUACUGAGAGAUUUUUGUACCAAGUGACUUUUUUCAACCAAGAUGUCAUGAACUGCUGAGGAAAAGGUAUUUGUAAAGAAAAUGGUUUACUUUUUCUGUAACAUUUGUCUGAGGACUGUGUGCCUUUUUUACAACUCUCUUUGAAUUUUUUUUGUUUUUUAUUUAUUGAACUCACUUUAUAUGUAAAUCAGACGUCUUUUCUACACAAAGAAGUCAUCAGCAGAAUCCUUUUGUAUCUCAAAUGAAGAGAGAAUACAGAGUCUUCCUAAUAACUGAUACUGGGCAAUAUCAGAACACCGGACUAUUCACCAUCACAGAAAAACAUCCCCAUGAGAGACUAUUUUUUCCUGUGUACAUUAAUCACUACAUUCAAGUGGGAAUGAGGAUUUUUCUUCUCUGAAUAUUUUUGUGUGUAGUAUACAAAGUACGUUCAAGACAUGCUGCCUGUACAUUACAUAGUGCUGCAAAUUACUGACUCGUUUCAUUAUUUUAUCUGUACAUAUUUUAAUGAAGAAAACAAUCUUCUCCUCAUGGUCCCUCAUCUUGCCUAUAAUAAUUCCAGCAUUCAAAUCUUGAUGAUGAAGGAACUCAAGAUUAUAAAAAGUGGAAGCUAAAAGCUUGGCUGGGUAAUUUCAGUCAUUUCAGUAAAAGACCUGGCAGUAACAGGUGACUUUGAUUCACAUCGAGAAUCUGCUGUUUGUUCUGUAUAAAGUGGUGCUACAUAUCGCUCCAAUAAGCUCAAGUGAUCCCUUUUAACUAGCAUUUGUAGUGCGAGUCUUCCCAGAUCUCCGUACCUCCAGCUACUGUCAAAGUACAAGAAAAUAUCGAAUUAAUGAAAGUGGUAAAAUAAAUAUUUUGGGAAAGGAAGUCGACUGAAAAACAUGGCCUUGUACAUGAUUUGAAAGACAGCGCAGCUCCAAAGCCAAGGCCAUUUGUUUCUUUGAACAUGUGGACAAAUGACCACCUUCUGCAUGUGGCACGUUGUCUUGGAUUCACACCAUCAAGAUUUGAUUGCCCGACACAGAGCUACACAUCUGUGAAGAUCAGUGAGACGAGUGAAACCCUGCUAAAACACUACCAAAAAUGACCAGUGAGAUGGAAGCGUUACGUGUCGGUAAUGGGUUGGAAUUUUGCGACAGACCUCUUUUUCCCCCUCAUGACAGCUUUGUUAUGAAAUUAUUUCACCAAAAAUAUAAAUCACUCCUCUCCUGAGUCUGUUGUCAUGCACAGAGGUACUGAAAAUACAGUGUAGUGCACUGUCAGCUUAAUAUAACUUGUCAGUAAGACAUGUUGCUUCACAGCUCUAACUGCUUUGUAUGCCUAUAUUUUUAAUGACUGAGAGUGUGUUUUGUAUGAAUGUAUGUUUGUUUCAGUCCUGUCCUACUGUCAUUGCAACAUAAACAUCUUAGAGUCCAUCCUUCCACUUUGCAACUGAACUCUGCUUUGUCCUUUGCUGUUUAUAACAGUGUAUUUAUUACAUUAAUUUGUAAAUACAAUAGUGUUCACUGUAAAUUGAUUACUAUUUAUAUGCACUAGCAUCACCUGCAGCGGGUGGUGCUGAUGUGUUAGAAGGCUCUGGGGUUAAGUAUUUUUAUUCAGUGAAAUAUUGUUCUGUUUGUUUUUAUAUGUAUCGCACAAAAAUUCAAUGUCCUGAACAGUUGCUGAAAGAGACAUACUCAAUCCAUGGGUGUUAGGAGAGGGUUGGAAAUCUGGUAAGCACCAGUUUAAGAUUUGUGUUUUCUGACUUGUAGAGCCACGCGACACGUACCCAAACGUGGAACGCUCAAUAUAGGAAGCCGGAGGUCAGAAACUCACUUAAUUGCCCAACUAUUUGAAAACACUUUAAAUGUGACAUACUGGUGACACAGUGCAAUUGCUCUAGCAACUGACGGCCGUUACCAUGAAAUUUAACAGAGAUAUCACGAGACCUUCCGUAAUUCUCACGCUGAUGUUGCGGAACCAGUGGUUUAGCCACCCCAGUUGUCAGUACAACACACGCACACAUUCUGAACCACUUGUCCCAUCCGGGGUCACAGGGAACCGGAGCCUACCCG
Molecule: messenger RNA, 6193 nt
Organism: Scleropages formosus (Asian bonytongue)
Lineage: Eukaryota; Metazoa; Chordata; Actinopteri; Osteoglossiformes; Osteoglossidae
Gene: pde4ba
Product: phosphodiesterase 4B, cAMP-specific a
Exons: 10
Coding region: 2322-3842 (506 amino acids)
Biological process (GO): signal transduction
Molecular function (GO): 3',5'-cyclic-nucleotide phosphodiesterase activity
Source: RefSeq, a predicted model, not a curated record